This is a messenger RNA of Apis florea (little honeybee), 685 nucleotides long. RefSeq lists its product as uncharacterized. NCBI's taxonomy places the organism in Eukaryota, Metazoa, Arthropoda, Insecta, Hymenoptera, Apidae. The record is from RefSeq and is a predicted model, not a curated record.
ACGAUGAGGAUAACGGUGGCCGUCUUGUUUCUCCUCGGGAUUACCCUCCACGCCCGGGGUGAACCGAUCAAAACCUCGGAGGAGGAGAGAGACGAGGCGUUGCUCGACUGCGCGUUACAGGAGAACACGUUGGGAUGUCUGGGCGCGAGGCUUGCGAGAAGCAUGGAUCGAAUCGAGAUGCAAGUGACGGGGAAGAAGAGCGAGACACCGAUGAGCGUGGUGAUCGAGCAGGCUGGUAAUUUCGUGGCCGAACUCGUCGACGACAUUCAAAAUCCCGGAAGAGCGGAUCAGAUGGACGAAGCCGCGCAACUUGGUGAAGAACACGAGGAAGGACGUGGCAGGAGAAAGAAGAAGAAGAAGCAACUGCAAAAGCUGCUCGGUUUGGCAAUGUUGUUCAAAGCGAAGCUCAGCCUACUCCUUCAAUUGAUCUCGACUCACUUCCAGCUCAAAUUCUUCUUCAUCGCUAUAGCGACCCUCGUCAUCAACGCUACCAAAUUCUGGUUAGAUCUGAAGAACGCUAAACCGUCGAAAGUGAUCUAUUACGAGCACGCUCAACACCAGCAUCAUUACGAUCACGACGAUCACGAUCACAAUUAUUGGGGACGAUCCUCCUCCAACGAUUCUCCUCAAGAUUUGCCUUAUUCCGCCUACGCCCCGAAAAAUUGACAGAAAAUCAUCGAAAUUC